Puntigrus tetrazona (Sumatra barb) is the source of this 3032-nucleotide messenger RNA. It is a transcript of the gene col9a3, whose product is annotated as collagen, type IX, alpha 3. The coding region runs from base 124 to 2163 and encodes 679 amino acids. Lineage: Eukaryota; Metazoa; Chordata; Actinopteri; Cypriniformes; Cyprinidae. The transcript is spliced from 32 exons. The record is from RefSeq and is a predicted model, not a curated record.
UGUCGUCGGAUGGGUGGCAUCUCUCUCUCUCUCUCUCGAGCUCUGACCGCCCCCUCGCUCCGCCGGACUCCUGCUCUUUAUCUACAUUCAUACUGAGGGUCUCCAGCACAGGACGCGGGAGCCAUGGCCGUCUCCUCAGCGCUUCAUGUACUCGUCCUCUGUCAGCUGCUAGCGUCCUCUCUCGCUCAGGAAAGGCCGGGCCCUCGGGGUGCACCUGGAGUGCCGGGACCACCGGGACCCCCGGGGAAAGACGGCAUAGACGGCAAACCUGGCCCUGCUGGACUUCCCGGGAGACCUGGGCCGAAAGGUAAAGCGGGUAAACCUGGGGCCGCAGGGAGCUCGGGACUGCCUGGCCUCCCCGGGGUGGAUGGUUUGACUGGUCCGGAUGGUCCAGCUGGCAAGGACGGGCCCCCAGGAGCAGCGGGUGACUCCGGACCUCCCGGACCGGGCGGACCCCCUGGCAGAGGCAGACCAGGAGCUCUGGGCCUCGCUGGAGCUAAUGGACUUCCAGGUGGACCGGGACCUAAGGGUCCGCUGGGGCCCGAGGGUCUUCCUGGACUCCCAGGUCUUCCCGGCCCAGACGGACCUCCUGGACUCCCAGGAACUCUUCCUGAAGGCAAUGGAGAUCUGCUGUGUCCGGCCAUCUGUCCCCCGGGUCCUCCUGGACCGCCGGGAAUGCCUGGAUUCAAGGGUCACACAGGUCAUAAAGGCAGUAAGGGAGAGCUGGGGAAGGAUGGAGAGAAGGGGGAUCAGGGGCCACCGGGGCCACCGGGAAUCCCAGGGACAGUGGGCUUGCAGGGCUCUCGAGGGCUGAGGGGCCUGCAGGGGCCGGUGGGAGCCGUAGGAGACCGAGGAUUGCCGGGCUUCAGAGGAAAACCUGGAAUCGCUGGCAUCAUUGGAAAAACUGGUGAUGCUGGUGAGAGAGGACCAGAAGGUUUCAAAGGGCCCAAAGGAGAGAUAGGAAAAAUAGGCCCCAAGGGACUACCUGGAGGAGCAGGACCUAAAGGAGAACCGGGCAUCCCGGGCAGGGACGGGAAGGAUGGCACUCAGGGGCUGGAUGGAGAAAAGGGAGAUGCUGGGAGACUCGGAGUAUCUGGCGAGAAAGGACCUAACGGCCUGCCUGGUUUGCCAGGAAAAGCUGGUGCCAAAGGGGCCAAAGGAGGAGUUGGCAGUCCAGGAGAGAUGGGAGAAGCAGGACCAUCUGGAGAGCCAGGUAUACCUGGCGAGAUCGGCGUCCCUGGAGAGAGAGGAGAGGCUGGAACCAGAGGAGUAGCUGGCGGCAUUGGACUAGCUGGAAACUCUGGACCACAAGGUGUUAAAGGAUUCCAGGGUGUUAAAGGGGCUAUAGGUGACCCAGGUCUGCCUGGUCCGACGGGAAUCAGAGGCGGCUUCGGUGAGCGGGGUCCAGUUGGAGCUGGAGGGCCUAAAGGAGACAUGGGAGUUGCUGGAAGUGAUGGUUUACCGGGGGAGAAUGGAGAGCCGGGUCCUUAUGGUCCCGUCGGUCAGAAAGGAGAGGCCGGAAAGCGUGGGGAGCUGGGAGCCAAAGGAGUUGUAGGACCACAGGGAGAGGGCGGAGCCAGAGGGGUUCCUGGAAAACCAGGAGCAAUGGGAUUCCAAGGAGAACAAGGUUUUCCAGGCGUCGCUGGAAAGACCGGUGUUCCUGGCAAACUGGCUAGUGAGCAGCACAUCAGAGAACUUUGUGGCUCAAUGAUUGAUGAUCAGAUGGCCCAGCUCGCUGCUAACCUUAGAAGACCCCUGGCUCCUGGUGCCGUGGGGCGGCCCGGACCACCCGGGUCUCCAGGGAAGCAAGGAGAAGUUGGAUCCAUCGGCCACCCUGGAGCCCUCGGUCCACCAGGUUAUAGAGGACUGCCCGGGGAUCUCGGUGACCCUGGUCCUCGAGGGGAUGUCGGCGAGCCAGGUGACAAGGGGCCUGUAGGUAAAGCCAUCGAGGGGCCUGCUGGAGACCAAGGGGACCCAGGUCUGCCCGGUGUGCAUGGCAUCGUCAAAGAUGGCCGUGACGGAGCGCCUGGAGACCCAGGAGAACCAGGAGAAGCAGGGAGAGCCGGCAGGCCAGGUCACCAGGGGUCACCCGGAAUCUGCGACACAUCAGCAUGCCAAGGAGCUGCAGUUCACGGGAAGUCCUCUAACCCCAAGAACCAUUAACAGCAGAACCAACAGCUUCUGGAGGAGAAACACAACUGAAGUGUCAGAGCAGCAUGUUCAGAGCCGAAUGAACACUGAGCAUCAGAGCGGAGCCUCUGUGUAGAUACAGCAAAAGACUAAACGCAUCACACCGAGAAAAAAGCUGAUGUGAAAAUAAUCCUUCAGUCCUUGUAUUAGAAGUCUUCUUGUACAGCCCCCUUUAAAAGUGUAAGAGUACUGCCUCAUGAGGGCUUUACAGCACCUCAAAAACUGAUGUCCGCAAGAGCAAAAACAAAGAAAUGAAACCAAAAUAUUGGACACAUUACUGCAGAUUGAUUUUCUUUGCCAUUUUAUUUUUUAUGUUUACAUUUUGAAUCUUAAACAUUAAGAACUAAGUCACUGUUUGAGGAACAAACUUCACGCAUCAACAGAGAUGCUUCAGACACACUUACUGUAAAAUAUGUCGUUGUCCAUCUGUGGGCUUCAUCAACCUUAUCCACUAGAUAAUGGUGCUGUAAAACUAUUAAAUAUGAUUUUAAAUACUAUUUAUUAUUUCUGAGUUACUGUUGUGUGUAUAGUGAGUUUCUACAGCAUGGUAUUGUAAGAAAAACUGAAUAAAGCCACUUUUCAGUGAAGUAUUUUUUUUUGAACAUUUGUUAGUACAAUAAUAAUAAAUACAUUAAAUAGAAAAUAAUGUACAAGCAAGGCAUAAAAACAAACAUUCAGAAAGGUGUGCAGUUUUGUGUGUGAACUAUAUCACAGUAAGGAUGUGACCGUUUCUGGUCUGGAGAGUCUGAAAUAAAAAGAGCAGCUGGAGUGUAGAAAAAGACUCAAAGACAACAGGCGCUCAGGUCUCCUGGACACAGGUUAGUGAAAGAGAGGCGUAGCAU